AUGGCUGACCAGCAGACUCGAAUAUUGCCAGUCCAUCGCCUGAGCAAAGUGCCCGCCAACAAGUCUCUCGCAGAAUGGUGGGCAGAUGAAAACUCCAAAGGCACCGCCGAAGCAUCUGCCGUUAUCGAAGCCUCAGAGGCUCUCCGAUCAAGCGAUAUCCCCGUGGGAUUCCCCACGGAGACGGUAUACGGACUCGGCGCAGAUGCGACGCGAUCUGCUGCGGUGCAGGGAAUAUACAAGGCCAAAAAGAGGCCGUCAGAUAACCCGCUAAUUAUCCACGUCGACUCGAUUGAGAUGAUCAAUAGACUCCUAAAUCCUACUACUACCACGACCACUCCUAGUACCAAGAUACCCGCCAUAUACGAACCUCUAAUAUCCCGAUUCUGGCCCGGCCCGCUUACAAUCCUCCUUCCAAACCCGCCGGGCUCUCUGCUGGCUAAAGAAGUGACCGCGAACCUGCCCACGUUCGGCGUGCGCAUGCCCUCGUCUGCAUUCGCGCGUCUUCUGAUCCACGUCACUGACAGACCACUCGCCGCCCCCUCCGCCAACGCAUCCACCAAACCUUCGCCCACCACCGCGCAGCACGUCUACCACGAUCUCAAGGGCCGCAUUAACCUGAUAUUAGACGGGGGGGCCUGCGGCGUAGGCGUCGAAAGCACAGUCGUUGACGGCCUUUCCUCGCCACCGGCAAUCCUCCGUCCCGGCGGGAUUGGCAUCGAGGAAAUAAGAGCCUGUCCCGGCUGGGAAAACGUGCAGGUUGGAUAUCACGAUAGUGCGCUUCAGCACGGCAAAGAAGCCCCUCGCGCGCCGGGCAUGAAGUAUAGGCACUACUCACCCAAGGCGAGGGUAAUACUGUUUGAAGCCGGCUCGGAUCUGCCUUCCAUCACCGGCCGGGUGAAGCAAGACUUGCUCGGCACUGGCUUCUCGACGGAGACAAGACGAAAAAUCGGCAUUGUGAGGACGAGGAAAUGGCCAGUUACUAUUGCGUUGACUCCGGACGCUGAACUUGCGCAGUCCGCGGAAUCCCAGUCUCAAGAAGUAUUAGCAGAAGACGAAAGCAAUGGCGUCAGUGCUGUUCGCAUCCGUGAAGUAUCUGUUUUGUUAGAAGAAGGCAUUGGUGCCACGGUUUAUGACAUAGAUUUAGGAUCUGAAGCCGAGGCUAUUGCGCGAGGGUUAUUUGCUGCUUUACGGAGUUUGGAUGAACUCAAUGUAGAUGCGAUUUAUAUCGAGGGUAUUCGUGACGACGAGGGUGAUCUCGCUGCUGCGGUUAUGAAUAGAAUUAGAAAGGCGGCUGAAGUGUCGGUUGCAAUAUGA
Messenger RNA from Talaromyces atroroseus, 1314 nucleotides. RefSeq lists its product as hypothetical. The record is from RefSeq and is a predicted model, not a curated record. Bases 1 to 1314 code for a protein of 437 amino acids. Gene Ontology annotation, biological process: regulation of translational fidelity. Lineage: Eukaryota; Fungi; Ascomycota; Eurotiomycetes; Eurotiales; Trichocomaceae. Gene Ontology annotation, cellular component: cytoplasm. Gene Ontology annotation, molecular function: double-stranded RNA binding; nucleotidyltransferase activity; tRNA binding. The transcript has a single exon.